Molecule: messenger RNA, 840 nt
Organism: Apaloderma vittatum (bar-tailed trogon)
Lineage: Eukaryota; Metazoa; Chordata; Aves; Trogoniformes; Trogonidae
Gene: CMTM4
Product: CKLF-like MARVEL transmembrane domain containing 4
Exons: 3
Cellular component (GO): membrane
Source: RefSeq, a predicted model, not a curated record
GUUUUGGCACUGAUUGCAUUCAUCUGCAUAGAGACCAUCAUGGAAUGCUCCCCUUGUGAAGGCCUUUAUUUCUUUGAGUUUGUGAGCUGCAGUGCAUUGGUGGUUACUGGAGUUCUAUUGCUUAUGUUCAGUCUAAAUCUUCACACAAGAAUACCACAGAUCAACUGGAAUCUUACUGAUCUGGUCAACACUGGACUCAGCACUUUCUUCUUUUUCGUUGCCUCUGUAGUACUUGCUGCUUUAAACCAUAAAACUGGAGCAGAAAUUGCUGCUGUGAUAUUUGGUUUCUUGGCAAUGGCAGUGUAUGCUGUGAAUACAUAUUUAGCUAUUAAAAAGUGGCGAAUGACCAGCAGACAACAAAAUAGUCGGCAGACCAGCGAUUACAUACGUGCUCGGACAGAAUCCAGAGAAGUAGAUCAUCGCCCUGAGAUUCAGCGUCUGGAUGCAUGAAGGUGACAUUCAAAUGGGACUGCAAAGGGAAAAGAAGUGCUUAACUCCCUCAUGGAAUAAAGGGGUUUAUCUUUAUUUAAGGAAGAAAAGGAAGAUCAGAUGGUGUCGAAGAAUGCCCAGCCCUGCAUAUGUGCAGAGAUGGAUUGAGUCAGAAGCUGUUGUCAUAAAGGCAGUAAAUGUUGGUCAUUCAAAAGCAAGAUCUGUUUAAGAUGGCCACAUAUAUAUACACAUAUAUUAUAUAGCUUAUAUAAUAUAUAUUAUAUAUAUGUUUUGAAGUAUGUUAUUGUUUUGGAUUAACUGCACAGUACUUUCUUUCCCUCUCCCAAGUGCAAGUUCUGAAUAUACAUGUUCUGCCACUGUUUCUUUGUCUGUUGUAAACACUAAGACCAG